AUGGAAAAGUCUGACCAGCACUUCUCGGAGAAUCUAUCAAUCACCUCCGGAAAUGAAACACAAUCUCACAAGUCUGCAAGAAGAAAAUACUCGGACCCAAUCCCAGUUGAUCUCCUUAUCGAUAUAUUCUCUCGAGUCCCGAAAGAGUCUAUAGCAAGGUUCCGUUGCCUAUCGAAAUUCUGGGAAUACAAAUUUGGUCGUCCUUAUUUCACUGAGUUGUUUCUGAGCAAGUCUUCCACUCGUCCACGUCUCCUUUUCACCUUGUAUCAUGAUGGAAAAUUGUUCUUCUACUCUGCACCUCAGCCUCACAAUCCAGAUAAGGACUCUUCUCUUGUAGCCACACGUUACCAUAUGUCAUCGCACAAAAAUGUUCCAUGUGUUUACUGUACCCCGGUCUGUGGAUUGACCCUUCUUCAGAAAAUUCUUGAAAUAAGAAGAAAGAUGAUUUGUAACCCUAUCACUGGAAAGUUCCUAACCUUACCCAGAGUGGUCCUGAAAUCAAAAACCUUACCCCACACAGAGGAAACUUAUAUUGCAAGAUUCUAUUUUGGAUAUGAUCCGAUCAGCAAACUAUAUAAAGUGUUGUGUAUGACCUCGUCACUCUGUGAUGGACCCAAUACUCAUCAGGUUUUGACAUUGGAUUCUGGAAAACGUUUCUGGAGAAGGAUCAAAUUUGCAUUCGAUUUUGUGGAGGAUAGUAGAGUGCAUGGUCAAAUAUGCAUAGACGGUGUUUUAUAUUUCGGAGCUGACAUGAAAGAUACUUCUGUGAUAGUUUGCUUCGACGUUAGGUCUGAGAAGUUCGACUUUAUUAAUUUAGAUAAAGACAUGAUGUACGAGUCUUAUGUAAGUGGUUGUUUGACUUUGAUCAACUACAAAGGCAAAUUAGGUAUACAUGAAAGAAUACCAAACUAUUGGCAUAACGUUAAAGAACUUGUGUUGUGGGUUAUGGAAGAUGCUGGAAAUCAUAAAUGGUCCAAGCAUACCUACGAAGUGCCUACUUCAAUCAGAGAGAAAUCGUUUGUUGGAAUGACUGCUACAGGUGAUAUUGUGUGGUCAUCGUACAGCAACAGCAACAAAUGCGUUUACUUCUACAAUCUUGAGAGGGGAACUUUUACAAGCGUCACUAUUCAGGGAUUUGAAGAGUUGUAUGGUAGUGUUGGCACUUUUAUAGACUAUGUGGAGAAUCUCAAGUUUAUGUAA
Messenger RNA from Microthlaspi erraticum, 1200 nucleotides. The record is from the annotation of a GenBank genome assembly. NCBI's taxonomy places the organism in Eukaryota, Viridiplantae, Streptophyta, Magnoliopsida, Brassicales, Brassicaceae.